GUUAAGGACGAGGAAAGAAAAGUAGUGAGGCAUGGCUCUUUCUCAGGAACGAUUGACCUCUGAGGACGUGGCCAUCGAAUUCACUCAGGAGGAGUGGGAAUUCCUGGACCCUGCUCAGAGGGCCUUGUACAGGGACGUGAUGCUGGAGACCUACAGGAACCUGCUGUCUGUGGGUGAGGAUGACUUUGAUCUGAAUAUUAUCUCCAUAUUGGAGCCUGAGAAAAAGCUCUGGACAGUGGGGAGUGAUGUAUACAGCAGUUUACAAGACACUCAAUAUAGUUCCCUGAGCUAUAUCGAAAAUAUGUGUGACUUUGAGUGUCAGAGGAGAGAUGACAAAAGAAAUUACAAAGGCACACCUGUAAGCUUUAAUGGAAAUGUGCCUGAUGAAAGAGAUUCGCAUGAUAGAAAGGAUGCAGGCAUCAAGCCCUUUGUAAAGAGGUUUGGAUUUAUCUUUCAGGAUAAACUGCAGAUAUUUCAAACUGGCGGGAUAAGUUCUGAAUAUAAUGAAGUUAAGAGUUCUGUCAACAACAGUUUCUCAUUUUCACCAGUUCAAAGAAUUCCUCCUUGUGUCCAAACCAGUGUUUCUAAUAUAUAUGGGAAAGAUUUUAUGAAUCCUUCAGGAAUAACACAAGAACUCAAAGCACACAGGGAAAAACCUUACAAAUGUGAUGAGUGUGGCAGGGCCUUUAUUCACAGCUCAGACCUCAAGAGACAUAAGAAAAUUCAUACAGGAAAGAAAUUAUUUAAAUGUGAUAUAUGUGACAAAGUCUUCAGCAAAAAUUCAAACCUUGCUCGUCAUCAGACGGUUCAUACUGGAGAAAAACCAUACAAAUGUGAUGAGUGUGGCACGGCCUUUCGCCUGAAGUCAACCCUUUUAACUCAUCAGACAGUUCAUACUGGUGAGAAACCUUACAAAUGUAAUGAGUGUGGCAAGGCCUUUAUUCACAGCUCAGACCUCAGGAGACAUAAGAAAAUUCAUACAGGAAAGAAAUUAUUUAAAUGUGAUAUAUGUGACAAAGUCUUCAGCCAAAAUUCAAACCUUGCUCGUCAUCAGACGGUUCAUACUGGAGAGAAACCUUACAAAUGUGAUGAGUGUGGCAAGGCCUUUCGUGCAAAGUCAACCCUUUUAAGGCAUCAGACAGUUCAUACUGGAGAGAAACCUUACAAAUGUGAUCAGUGUGGCAAGGCCUUUCGUGUAAAGUCAACCCUUUUAAGGCAUCAGACAGUUCAUACUGGAGAGAAACCUUACAAAUGUGAUGAGUGUGGCACGGCCUUUCGUGAAAAGUCAAUCCUUUUAACUCAUCAGACAGUUCAUACUGGAGAGAAACCUUACAAAUGUGAUGAGUGUGGCAAGGCCUUUCGUCUAAAGGCAAACCUUUUAAGUCAUCAGACAGUUCAUACUGGAGAGAAACCUUACAAAUGUGAUGAAUGUGACAAGGCCUUUGCUGUAAAGUCAAACCUUUUAAGUCAUCAGACAGUUCAUACUGGUGAGAAACCUUACAAAUGUGAUGAGUGUGGCAAGGCCUUUCGUGUAAAGUCAAACCUUUUAACUCAUCAGACAGUUCAUACUGGUGAGAAACCUUACAAAUGUGAUGAGUGUGGCAAAGCCUUUCGUGUAAAGUCAUCCCUUUUAAGUCAUCAGACAGUUCAUACUGGAGAGAAACCUUACAAAUGUGAUGAGUGUGGCAAGGCCUUUCGUGUAAAGUCAACCCUUUUAAGUCAUCAGACAGUUCAUACUGGAGAGAAACCUUACAAAUGUGAUGAGUGUGGCAAGGCCUUUUGUGUAAAGUCAACCCUUUUAAGUCAUGAGACAGUUCAUGCUGGAGAGAAACCUUUCAAAUGUGAUGAUUGUGUCAAGGCCUUUCGUGUAAAGUCAGCCCUUUUAAGUCAUCAGACAGUUCAUACUGGAGAGAAACCUUACAAAUGUGAUGAGUUUGGCAAGGCCUUUCGUGUAAAGUCAACCCUUUUAACUCAUCAGACAGUUCAUACUGGUAAGAAAACUUACAAAUGUGAUGAGUGUGGAAAAGCCUUUCGUGUAAAGUCAAUACUUUUAAGUCAUCAGACAGUUCAUACUGAAGAGAAACCUUACAAAUGUGAUGAGUGUGGCAAGGCCUUUACUGACAGCUCACACCUCAGAAGACAUAAGAAAAUUCAUACAGGAAAGAAAUUAUUUAAAUGUGAUAUAUGUGACAAAGUCUUCAGCCGAAAUGAACACCUUGCUGGUCAUCAGAGGGUUCAUUCUGGAGAGAAACCUUACAAAUGUGAUGAGUGUGGCAAAGCCUUUACUCACAGCUCACACCUCAGGAGACAUAAGAAAAUUCAUACAGGAAAGAAAUUAUUUAAAUGUGAUGUAUGUGACAAAGUCUUCAGCCGAAAUGAACACCUUGCUGUUCAUCAGAGGGUUCAUACUGGAGAAAAACCUUACAAAUGUGAUGAGUGUGGCAAGCAUUUUAGUCAACCUUCACAUUUCACAAGUCAUAAGAGAUUUCAUACUAGAGAGAAACCUUAUAAAUGUGAUGAGGGUGGCAAGCACUUUAGUCAACCUUCACAGUUCAUAAGUCAUAAGAGAUUUCAUACUGGAGAGAAACCUUACAAAUGUGAUGAGUGUGGCAAGGCCUUUCUCUUCAGCCGAAAUGAACACCUUGCUGGUCAUCAGAGGGUUCAUACUGGAGAGAAACCUUACAAAUGUGACGAGUGUGGCAAGCAAUUUAUUCGGGCUUCACAGUUCAUAAGUCAUCAGAGGGUUCAUUCUGGAGAGAAACCUUACAAAUGUGAUGAGUGUGGCAAGGCCUUUCAUGAAAAGUCAAUCCUUUUAAGGCAUCAGACAGUUCAUACUGGAGAGAAACCUUACAAAUGUGAUGAGUGUGGCAAGGCCUUUCGUGUAAAGUCAACCCUUUUAAGUCAUCAGACAAUUCAUACUGGUGAGAAACCUUACAAAUGUGAUGAGUGUGGCAAGGCCUUUUCUGACAGCUCAAGCCACAGGAGACAUCAGAAAAUUCAUACAGGAAAGAAAUUAUUUAAAUGUGAUAUAUGUGACAGAGUCUUCAGCCGAAAUGAACACCUUGCUGGUCAUCAGAGGGUUCAUACUGGAGACCAGCCUUACAAAUGUGAUGAGUGUGGCAUGGCCUUUCAUGAAAAGUCAAUCCUUUUAAGGCAUCAGACAGUUCAUACUGGAGAGAAACCUUACAAAUGUGAUGAGUGUGGCAAGGCCUUUCGUGUAAAGUCAAUCCUUUUAAGGCAUCAGACAGUUCAUACUGGAGAGAAACCUUACAAAUGUGAUGAGUGUGGCAAGGCCGUUCGUGUAAAGUCACCCCUUUUAAUGCAUCAGACAGUUCAUACUGGAGAGAAACCUUACAAAUGUGAUGAGUGUGGCAAGGCUUUUCGUGUAAAGUCACCUCUUUUAACUCAUCAGACAGUUCAUACUGGAGAGAAACCUUACAAAUGUGAUGAGUGUGGCAAGGCCUUUCAUGAAAGGUCAAUCCUUUUAAAGCAUCAGACAGUUCAUACUGGAGAGAAACCUUACAAAUGUGAUGAGUGUGGCAAGGCCUUUCGUUUAAAGUCAAUCCUUUUAAGGCAUCAGACAGUUCAUACUGGAGAGAAACCUUACAAAUGUGAUGAGUGUGGCAAGGCCUUUCGUGUAAAGUCAACCCUUUUAACUCAUCAGACAGUUCAUACUGGUGAGAAACCUUACAAAUGUGAUGAGUGUGGAAAAGUCUUCGGUCAAAAACCACAUCUUCAACUUCACUGGAGAAUUCAUACUGGAGAGAGACCUUUCAGAUGUAAUGAGUGUGGCAAGUUCUUCAGUCAAAAUUCACACCUUAAAAGACAUCAGAGAAUACAUAUAGAGAAACCUUUAAAAUAUUAUGAGUGUGGAAAAUCCUUUACUCAGGUCUCAGCACUCACUAAACAUCAGAAAAUCCAUGCAUGAGAGAAACUAAUGUGAAUGUGGUAUAUGGUAGAAGUCUUCAAAAUUCAAAGUUCAAA
This is a messenger RNA of Budorcas taxicolor (takin), 3984 nucleotides long. Its product is annotated as zinc finger protein 665-like. Gene Ontology annotation, biological process: negative regulation of transcription by RNA polymerase II. The coding region runs from base 32 to 3928 and encodes 1298 amino acids. The record is from RefSeq and is a predicted model, not a curated record. Gene Ontology annotation, molecular function: DNA-binding transcription repressor activity, RNA polymerase II-specific. NCBI's taxonomy places the organism in Eukaryota, Metazoa, Chordata, Mammalia, Artiodactyla, Bovidae. The transcript has 7 exons.